This is a messenger RNA of Paramuricea clavata, 4142 nucleotides long. The record is from the annotation of a GenBank genome assembly. NCBI's taxonomy places the organism in Eukaryota, Metazoa, Cnidaria, Anthozoa, Malacalcyonacea, Plexauridae.
UGUGAGGAACCUUGUCCUCACAUUGAAGAACCUUGUCCUCAGAGUGAAGAACCUUGUCCUCAGAGUGAGGAACAUUGCCCUCAGAAUCAGGAACCUUGUCCUCGGAAUGAAGAACCUUGUCCUCAGAUUGAAGAACCUUGUCCUCAGUGUGAGGAACCUUGUCCUCAGAGUGACGAACCUUGUUCUCGGAGUGAAGAACCUGGUCCUCAGAGCGAAGACCCUUGUUCUCAGAGAACUUGUCCUCAGAGUGAGGAACCCUGUUCUCAGUGUGAGGAACCUUGUCCUCUGAUUGAACAACCUUGUCCUCAAAGUGAGAAACCUUGUCCUCAGUGUGAGGAACCUUGCCCUCAGAGUGAAGAACCUUGUCCUCGGAGUGAAAAACCUGGUCCUCAGAGUGAAGAACCUUGUUCUCAGAGACCUUGUCUUCAGAGUGAGGAACCUUGUCCUCAGAGUGAGGAACCUUGUCCCCAGAGUGAAGAACCUUGUCCUCAAAGUGAGGAACCCUGCUUUCAAUGUGAAGAACCUUGUCCUCAAAGUGAGGAACCCUGCUCUCAAUGUGAGCAACCUUGUCCUCAGAUUGAACAACCUUGCCCUCAGCGUGAGGAACCUUGUCCUCAGAGUGAAGAACCUGGUCCUCAGAGUGAAAAACCUUGCCCUCAGAGUGAAGAACCGUGUCCUCAGCGUGAAGAACCUUGUCCUCAGAGUCACGAACCUUGUCAUCAAAGAGAGGAACCUUGUCCACAGUGUGACGAACCUUGUCCUCAGAGUGAAGAACCUUGUCAUCAGAGUGAAGAACCUUGUCCUCAGAGUGAAGAACUUUGUCCUCAGAGUGAAGAACAUUGUCCUCAGAGUGAAGAACCUUGUCCUCAAAGUGAGGAACCUUGUCCUCAUUGUGAAAACCUACUUCUCAGAGACCUUGUCCUCAGAGUGAGGAACCUUGUCCUCAGAGUGUGGAACCUUGUCCUCAGAGUGAAGAACCUUGUCCUCAGAGUGAAGAACCUUGUUCUCAGAGACCUUGUCUUCAGAGUGAGGAACCUUGUCCUCAGAGUGAGGAACCCUGUUCUCAGUGUGAGGAACCUUGUCCUCUGAUUGAACAACCUUGUCCUCAAAGUGAGAAACCUUGUCCUCAGUGUGAGGAACCUUGCCCUCAGAGUGAAGAACCUUGUCCUCGGAGUGAAAAACCUGGUCCUCAGAGUGAAGAACCUUGUUCUCAGAGACCUUGUCUUCAGAGUGAGGAACCUUGUCCUCAGAGUGAGGAACCUUGUCCCCAGAGUGAAGAACCUUGUCCUCAAAGUGAGGAACCCUGCUUUCAAUGUGAAGAACCUUGUCCUCAAAGUGAGGAACCCUGCUCUCAAUGUGAGCAACCUUGUCCUCAGAUUGAACAACCUUGCCCUCAGCGUGAGGAACCUUGUCCUCAGAGUGAAGAACCUGGUCCUCAGAGUGAAAAACCUUGCCCUCAGAGUGAAGAACCGUGUCCUCAGCGUGAAGAACCUUGUCCUCAGAGUCACGAACCUUGUCAUCAAAGAGAGGAACCUUGUCCACAGUGUGACGAACCUUGUCCUCAGAGUGAAGAACCUUGUCAUCAGAGUGAAGAACCUUGUCCUCAGAGUGAAGAACUUUGUCCUCAGAGUGAAGAACAUUGUCCUCAGAGUGAAGAACCUUGUCCUCAAAGUGAGGAACCUUGUCCUCAUUGUGAAAACCUACUUCUCAGAGACCUUGUCCUCAGAGUGAGGAACCUUGUCCUCAGAGUGUGGAACCUUGUCCUCAGAGUGAAGAACCUUGUCCUCAGAGUGAAGAACCUUGUUCUCAGAGACCUUGUCUUCAGAGUGAGGAACCUUGUCCUCAGAGUGAGGAACCCUGUUCUCAGUGUGAGGAACCUUGUCCUCUGAUUGAACAACCUUGUCCUCAAAGUGAGAAACCUUGUCCUCAGUGUGAGGAACCUUGCCCUCAGAGUGAAGAACCUUGUCCUCGGAGUGAAAAACCUGGUCCUCAGAGUGAAGAACCUUGUUCUCAGAGACCUUGUCUUCAGAGUGAGGAACCUUGUCCUCAGAGUGAGGAACCUUGUCCCCAGAGUGAAGAACCUUGUCCUCAAAGUGAGGAACCCUGCUUUCAAUGUGAAGAACCUUGUCCUCAAAGUGAGGAACCCUGCUCUCAAUGUGAGCAACCUUGUCCUCAGAUUGAACAACCUUGCCCUCAGCGUGAGGAACCUUGUCCUCAGAGUGAAGAACCUUGUCCUCAGAGUGAAGAACCUUGUCUUCAGAGUGAAGAACCUUGUCCUAAGAAUGAAGAAAACUGUCCCCUAAGUGUGGAACAUUGUCCUCAGUGUGAGAAACCUUGUCCUCGGAUAGAAGAACUUUGUCCUCAGAGUGAGGAACCUUGUCCUCAGAGUGAAGAAGUUUUGUCCUGAGUGGGAGGAACCUUGUCCUCAGAGUGAAGAGCCUUGUCCUCAGAGUGAAGAAUCUUGUCCUCAGAGUGAAGAAACUUGUCCUCAGAGUGAAGAACCUUAUACUCAGAUUUUAAAUAACCUUGUCCUCAAACUGAGGAACCUUGUCCUCAUGUGAGGAACCUUGUCCUCAGAUUGACGAACCUUGUUCUCAGCACGAGGAAGGUUGUCCUCAGAGUGAGGAACCUUGUCCUCAGAGUGAGGAACCUUGUCCUCGGAAUGAAGAACCUUGUCCUCAGAGUGAAGAACCUGGUCCUCAGAGUGAAAAACCUUGCCCUCAGAGUGUAGAACCUUGUCCUCAGAGUGAAGAACCUUGUCCUCAGAGUCACGAACCUUGUCAUCAAAGAGAGGAACCUUGUCCACAGUGUGAGGAACCUUGUCCUCAGAGUGAAGAACCUUGUCCUCAGAGUGAAGAAACUUGUCCUCAGAGUGAAGAACUUUGUCCUCAGAGUGAAGAACAAUGUCCUCAGAGUGAAGAACCUUGUCCUCAAAGUGAGGAACCUUGUCCUCAUUGUGAAAACCUACUUCUCAGAGACCUUUUCCUCAGAGUGAGGAACCUUGUCCUCAGAGUGAGGAACCUUGUCCUCAGAGUGAAGAACCUUGUCCUCAGAGUGAAGAACCUUGUUCUCAGAGACCUUAUCUUCAGAGUGAGGAACCUUGUCCUCAGAGUGAGGAACCUUGUCCUCAGAGUGAAGAACCUUGUCCUCAAAGUGAGGAACCCUGUUCUCAGUGUGAGGAACCUUGUCCUCAGAUUGAACAACCUUCUCCUCAAAGUGAGAAACCUUGUCCUCAGUGUGAGGAACCUUGCCCUCAGAGUGAAGAACCUUGUCCUCGGAGUGAAAAACCUGGUCCUCAGGGUGAAGAACCUUGUUCUCCGAGACCUUGUCUUCAGAGUGAGGAACCUUGCCCUCAGAGUGAGGAACCUUGUCCUCAGAGUGAAGAACCUUGUCCUCAAAGUGAGGAACCCUGUUCUCAGUGUGAGGAACCUUGUCCUCAGAUUGAACAACCUUCUCCUCAAAGUGAGAAACCUUGUCCUCAGUGUGAGGAACCUUGCCCUCAGAGUGAAGAACCUUGUCCUCGGAGUGAAAAACCUGGUCCUCAGGGUGAAGAACCUUGUUCUCCGAGACCUUGUCUUCAGAGUGAGGAACCUUGCCCUCAGAGUGAGGAACCUUGUCCUCAGAGUGAAGAACCUUGUCCUCAAAGUGAGGAACCCUGUUCUCAGUGUGAGGAACCUUGUCCUCAGAUUGAACAACCUUCUCCUCAAAGUGAGAAACCUUGUCCUCAGUGUGAGGAACCUUGCCCUCAGAGUGAAGAACCUUGUCCUCGGAGUGAAAAACCUGGUCCUCAGGGUGAAGAACCUUGUUCUCCGAGACCUUGUCUUCAGAGUGAGGAACCUUGCCCUCAGAGUGAGGAACCUUGUCCUCAGAGUGAAGAACCUUGUCCUCAAAGUGAGGAACCCUGUUCUCAGUGUGAGGAACCUUGUCCUCAGAUUGAACAACCUUGUCCUCAGAGUGAGGAACCUUGUCCUCAGAGUGAAAAACCUUGUCCUCAGAGUGAAGAAUCUUGUCCUCAGAGUGAAGAACCUUGUCCUCAAAUUGAGGAACCUUGUCCUCAGUGUGAGAAACCUAGUCUUCAGAUUGAAGAACUUUGUCCUCAGAGUGAGGAACCUUGUCCUCAGAGUGAAGCACUUUUUUCCUGA